This is a messenger RNA of Dinoponera quadriceps, 4703 nucleotides long. It is a transcript of the gene spab, whose product is annotated as ITG-like peptide. The coding region runs from base 165 to 842 and encodes 225 amino acids. The record is from RefSeq and is a predicted model, not a curated record. The transcript is spliced from 6 exons. NCBI's taxonomy places the organism in Eukaryota, Metazoa, Arthropoda, Insecta, Hymenoptera, Formicidae.
GCGAGUGCGGCACGGACUCAGUCCUCCAGCGAACCCCACCGAGGACUUGUUGAUCCUGUGAAAUCCGCCGAGAGGUACCCUGGUCUCUUCCUGGUCGAGAGGUGUAACGGCGUUCCAGGCGAGCUGAUCGUUUUAGCGCCGAAGAUCAGUACACCUCUAGCGGCAUGAAGGCGUGUGCGGUGAUUACGCUGGUGCUUGUGGCGAACACGGCGUACAUCGGCGUCGAGGCGUGGGGUGGCCUCUUCAACCGCUUCAGCCCCGAGAUGCUGUCCAAUCUCGGUUAUGGCGGUCACGGUAGCUACAUGAACCGUCCUGGGCUAUUACAGCAGUCGCUCUCAGAAGGAUACAGCGGCAUGUACGGAGAAGGCGCGGAUGUCACGGAAGAACCUUGUUACGAAAGAAGAUGUGUGUACAACGACCACUGUUGCCCUGGCUCUAUUUGUGUGAAUCUUGAUGGAGUUGUUGGAACAUGCCUCGAGGAUACUGGAAUGAAACAAGGCGAAUUGUGUAGGAGGGACAACGAUUGCGAAACUGGCUUAAUGUGCCAGCAAAUUCCAGGACGCGACGCGAGAUCGUGUCAACCACCGACGACUUCGAACAAGCUAUACAAUGAGGAGUGCACUAUGUCGAGCGAGUGUGACAUCAGUCGCGGUCUGUGCUGUCAGGUGCAAAGACGACAUCGGCAGACACCUAGAAAGAUCUGUUCGUACUUCAAAGAUCCCCUGGUUUGCAUCGGCCCGGUGGCGACGGACCAGAUUAAAUCCGUGAUCCAGUACACCUCCGGCGAGAAACGGAUCACCGGACAGGGCAACCGGCUGUUCAAGCGGAUGCCGUUCGCCUAAACGCUCCGUUCUCGUAUCUGACGGCAUGAUGAAGGGGAAGUAUACUCUGAUAAGCUACGAGAAAAUCAAAUCCUCCUUUAGUCGUUGUGAAGAAUAUCUAGGAUAAGUCUGUCGACUCGACAUUAUCUCGAUUUCCUUCCUAGUCUGACACACACACACACACACACACACACACACAUACAUACACAUAUACACACACUCUCUCCUCCACGUCAACGAUACAUCGGGAAGAAUAUAGAUACACAUAUAUAUGACGACAGAGAGCAUUAAAAGAGCCAUGCAACAAGAAGUGAGAUUAAGUGUUACCUCGGGGAAUAGAGACUUGCGCAUGGCGCGAUGCGCCUUCGAGGUUACUUCCUCGAAUAGCGCGACUGAAAAAUAUAGCACACAUAUCAUAGUAGCCCGUCUCGUAGGUCUCUAAGGAAUAAGGGACACGCUAGCGUAAUCGUGAUAAGGAAGAGCGCGCGACGAAUAAAAGCACCGUUCGACGAAGGUGUUUCUUAAUGAUUUUUAGGGGUAAAGUACACGAUAUAUGGAUCGUUUGUGUGAGAAAGAAGAAGAAGACGGAAAGGAAAAAGAUUCAUCAGACUGUUCGUCUGUUGCCGGCCCGCCACCAGCUGAUGUUUCCUUUUCGAGACAUAGUGAGUGAUCAGUAAUAUCACUUAAUCGUUCGUGAUAAGUCGUGGUUACAGUAAUAAAGAUAAGUACGAGAAGAAGAACAGGGCGGGGAGGCGUGCACAAAUGAAGAUACGGAGUAGUUGUUAUCGUCGCAGUGUCAGCAUUGUUCAAUUCUGUUUCGAUAAUAAUGUUUUUGUUACGCCGUACAAAUUGGGAUCGAGAAAAUUGAUCUCACUCAGGAUUUCCCGAAUGACGGUGUAUUCUCAACAAAAACGCUGACACAACGAUAUUAUCGAAAUGAAUUACGAGUUCUAACUCACAUCUUUAGUUAAGGGUCGAAAGAUCCUAACAAAAGUCAGGAUGCCAGCAAUCUCACGGGCCGUGACGAGAGGUGCACUUUUCGGUUGCUGCUUUUGGGUCUUCUAUGAAGAAAUGGACGAGUCUCAUGUGAUGUAAAAAGAUAAUCUCUCUAUAAAGGAAAAUAGCCUUUUCAACCAUGAAAGUAUCUUUUAUUCUACAGCUUAUUAUUCACUGAAUGUAACGUAUAAUCAGUCCAUGAAAAAGAUACCGGGACCCUGAGAGAAACCGACGAGUCUGCCGCCGCGCGUCUCAUGCACAUUCAAACGCACAGAUCGUAUUCGUUCUUUUUCCUGAAUGUUUUCCCGAACGGUAGUCCGGCGUACAAUCGCGGGAAGAAACGCGAAACGUCGCGCGGACAGUCUUAAUGGCGAAAGAAAUAUUUUCUAUGGAGAAGAGCUGAAAACAGGCGCAAUCGAUGAUUAGCUCGUAAUCCGGUCGAUGUUUUCGUGAGUCUACCUUUAGGAGUCGUAUACUUAGAACCGCGUUUACCCGACUAUGUCGGAUAAUAUUACACAUUUACCUGUAUUUCUCCCCUCCCUCCCCAAGAAAAAAACUUCGCACUAUCAGUAACGUUGUACUCGUAAUAAUAUUAAGUCGUAUCGUGGAGUUGCAGAAAGAAAUUGCAUCUUAAUGUAGGAGGAUUGUCACAUCGUAAACAUCAAAGAAGGAGGAAGUUUCGCUUCGCUAGCUUAUAUUCUCAGAGAUAUAUAGUGUUAUAUAAAUAUAUAUAUGCGUAUAUACAAUGACAAUGAAUAAAACAUGAGGCACUUUAAUUCUUAGUGGAAAAAAAAUAAAAUCUAGGUGUGCGUAUUGUUCGUUUAAUGAAGCAAACAAAGAAAAAGGAGACGAAGAAACGGGAGAAAAACCCGAAUGAGUAAUAAGAAAGUGGGAAAAGUUAUUCAAGUAUCGCGGAAAUCGCUCUGUUAAGUAUUUAAUCGCGGAAAUCGCUCUAUCGAGUAAUAAUAUCGUGGAAAUCGCUCCGUUAACUGUACUAACGUUAAUGAAAUCGUAAUACUAAAUAUAUAAUUGUGUCUGUGGCUACCCCGUUACGUGAAAUAUUACUCUGUGGAAAUUCGUUAAUAUUAAUCGUUACUCGUCGGAGGAAGCGCAACGUUAAAGCGACGCUCGUUCGAGAUCGCGCAAAGUUAAAGCGACGCUCGUUCGAGAUCGCGCAACGUUCUUUCCAAAGUGUGGGAGACGCAUUAAUUCGUCGAGAUCGACGAACCCGCGUUCGAGAUUGUGACAACGUUUAUGAAAGCGCGAUCGUGUGUAGGAAGCGCCAAGUUGAGCGUUUUGAGAAAAUCACAUCGCAUACGAUACAGCAACAGGAAGCAACGGUGAUGCUCUAAUCUUAGUAUGCGUAGAGAGUACCUGUCAACUGUCUCGUUAACAAGAAAGAGAAAAAAGAAAGUGGAAAAGUGAGAGAAGCUCUCAGCGAACCGUCGCUUUUCACGCCACUGGUGCUAUAAUCGCCGAGAGAGUCCCCUGAAGGCAUUAUUACGAUAUUGUAAUCUUCUAACUCUCGAUACUUCCCAGAAAUCAAGGAAAAGAAAAACGUUAACCUACCUGUGUAAGUGAAACUCAAAACAUAUCAUGCGAAAUGCCUAAUGCAUUUAAGAGAGUUCUAAAUAUGAAUGUUAACUACGAGAGAUAUAUAUAUAUAUAUAUUAUACACAUAUAUAUCCUAUUGAAAUUAUAUUUUUAUCUUCGAUCCGUAUGUGUAUACCUAAGCUCUCUAUAUAUUUACACAGUAUUCAUAUAUUUUCUCGAGGUGUAUAUAUAUAAAUGUAUAUAUAUACCUAUAAAGUAACAUAUACAUAUACCCGCCCAGCUAUACCGUACAUAUGUGAUGUUCUAACGUGAACUCGCGGCUUAACAAUGAUUUUCUCAUUGAUGAUUUUGCACGCGUACGCGUGCUGACUUAUGUGUUGUCUUAUGUGCGAAAUUAUUUACAGAUCGAUAAAACAAUUUUGAUCGUAUUUUCCAAUCGAUUGUCGACGUAUGCGCGAUGCCUCGUUUACCCAAAGUCAGUUUUAUGAAUAUUUCCCAAAGGGUAUAGAUGUUUAAAAUGAAGAUAUGUGGAGCUUAAGAAUGUUCGACCAUGAACUGGUCUUUCGCUGAUUGUUUGAGACACUAUGAGAGCUAUACAUGGCAUAAUGUCAAUUAUAAAUAUUACAAGCACUUCGCCAAUUUCAAUAUAUAAAUCCUAUUAUUUACUCAGUCAAUAAGUAUGAAAUGGAGUUUCUCCAAAUGUGCAUUGACGUUGUAAUUGUUUAUGAUGCAAUAUGUUAGUAUCAUAUAUCCUUUCUCACAUGUAAAACGAUACUCUAAAUGUUUGCGAAAAGUCUGUAUAUUAUGAGAUCGAUUGCUGAUUUCUACAGUGGCCAUGCGUCACGUCUCCAUUCCGAUCAAAGUUCGUAUAUAUCGCAUAACUUCCUAUACAUAUAUAUUUUUUCUCAAAGAUCUCUGUUUCUCUGCUGAUUAUCUCCUUUCUCUUAGUCGGGCUAAGGAAAUGAUUGAAGUAAAAUUGAAAUGUUGUGAACUGCACACAAAACAAAAUACAUAUCAUAGCCUGUAAGACUCUUUGCCUUGUAAGGAAGUUCGGACGCAUGUUCACAAAGCAGAACACAAAGUGUGGUGGCGAAUAGAUACCUACAUAUGUACGAGCUAUUGCACGUCUUAAGAGAAUUCGGCCGCUCGGCCGUUGAGUCGAAAGUACCUCUAUCGAAAGAAUUAAUUAAUCCCAGCGUAAACUUUAUGUGUAUGACAUAUAUGUAAAUGUGUAUCGUUCAAAAUUACAAUAUUAAAAAAAAAAGUUCUAAUAGCUAAAUGUGAAAUACAUGAUGGUGCAUACGAAAUAAACCGAAUAUAUUUCUGUCAUUC